CGAGAAAAUGUAUAUAUAUAUAUAUAUAAGUUCGGUUACAAACGAUCUCUCUGAUAUUAUAUAGGGAGAAUUUCUUUUGGUUAUGCAAUAGUGCAUUUCGUGUGUACUACUUUUAUACCACCAAGUUCGUGUCGUGAGAUUUGACGAUAAACUUGGCACAAGUUUUUCCCCGUUCGGUAGGUUGCUUGGUCGCUUUUUUCUAUUUUUUUUUGUUCUUUUUAAAAGUACCGCUUGAAAAAGAGGGUGAAAGUAGAGUGAAAAAGGGUGAAAGGGAGAGAGGACGCUGAUAAGUUUAUAAUAACUAAUAAAGUACCGAUCCUAUCCGAACAUCCCCCUGUUGCUUUUAAAUAUAAAUUGGUUAUAACGCGAGCCUGUAACAAGAGGGUUGAAGAACAUAUUCUAAUCAACUCUAUCCCUUCUUAUAUCUGUGUUACAAAUAUGAAUAAAUACACAUACACACGCGUAUAUAUCGUAAAAAUCGCUCGAUAAACGUGUUCAUAUUGUUGGUAAUAAGGAUAAGAAUUUGCUAAAAAGAUCUUUAGAAAAAGAGAGAGAGAGUAAGAAGAAGAAUAAGAAGAAUAGGAUGAAGGACAGAUGGUUUCAACGAAACGAAACGUAAGUAUCCGGGUUCUUCGUGUGUUCCAUCGGUUCGACAUCUAUGACAGGAUCUACAAGCUCGGAGGGCCUAAGGCCCCAGGAAACCUCACCUAUUCCUACAAGGACAACAUUAUUUUCUCACGAUUCUUUCGUGAACGAGGAACGAAGUCAGCAUCAUCAGCCUCGUCGGAAGAUGACUCCAUUACCACCACCGACUGGUACACCAAUACAACUAACUCCACUUUGGGAACACGUGGUUCGAACGAGAAGAUUUCCAACAGAGAUCGAUACUCGAUUGAUCUUUGUGGAGAUAUCAGAAAGAUUGCGAGAUCCAGAAUGGGAAGUACGUCAACACGCGGUUCGUGUUUUAAUGGACGUGAUGCCGACUCUAUCCGCAGAAAUCGUCGACGAGGUAAUGCAACCGGUGGUACCAGAAUUAUUAAAUAAUUUAGGUCAUGCAGCACCGGCCGUUCGUAAGGGUGCUUUGGACGCAUUGAGAGUUUACCUCGUACAUUGUCUUGAUAAAGAAAGGAUCGUGAAAAAUAUAUUUCGGGAUGGUUUUAAUCGACGAGAUGCUCAGGACGUAUUCCAAACGAAUUUGAUAACAGGAGUGAUAUUAAGUGCACCAUCAUUGUUAUUCCCAUCGUCGAAUAGUACACGUCCUAGCAAAGAUAUCAUCAAAUACGUAACCUUUUCAUUGGCCUCGCGUUUGACUCAGGUUACCUAUCAGGAAGCUAUUUUCAAAUCGUUGAUGAAAAUUCGCGAGACGAUAGGUACCGGUGAAUUCGACGACAUUAUUUCCGGUUACGACGGUGAACUGAAAAAACACUUGGAAGUUCUCUGCAAGGUUUACAACGUUAAACCGAGUAAGAAGAACCAAACUAAGGUAUCUUUGGAAAGGAAAGAAGUUAACAAUUUAGAAGAAGAAGAUGUUGGAUCAACUACUACUUGCGAUAGAAUUUGGGAUAGCGAUAGUGAUACUUCUGGCAUUGCUGAGGAAGAAGAUGAAAUCGUUGAUGCAGGAAUUAUACCUGCAUCUGCACCACCAGCACGAGUGGUAUUAGAAACAGAAAUAAAAUUCAACGAAGAGACUGCUAUAACUAUGACAAUUCUAGAAGAAAAAUCAACGAACAGCGAGGAAGACGAAGAGGCUGAAGAAAGUGGUACGGAUGUAAGAAACGAAACUGAAAUAACGAGUGAACAUAACGACAAAAGGAAAACACCCAGGCGUGUACACUUCGGUGGUGAAAUUGUUAAAUUAAGGACACCCGAUAGCGACGAUACCGAAUCGGUUCUCGUAGUUUCUUCAAAAACUAGGAUACCCCUUCCAGUUUCACCAGCUACAAAAAUGCCAUCGGAACGACCACGUCGUAGAUCUAUAUCUCAACCCAACAGUCCUCAUUUUGCUAGACGUAACAACGAUAGAAGAAUGUCAAGAUCACUUUCGAAUAGUCCUAAAAGAGAAUUUUAUACUCACAAUGCUGACCUAAGCCCGAAAAAAGGUAUCCUAACGCGAACGAACAGUCCACUUUUUCUUAUCGAAUCGAUCGAUCGUCAGUUAAACGAUAAGAAAGAUAAACGCAAUGAAAAAUCUCUAGAAACAUCUAAUAGAUCGGCAUCACCGAAAUUAAAUAUCGACGAAUCUAAUAAUCGAUCUUUCGUAGAAAAUCUUUUUAACAACGAUAAAUCGUCCGACGAUAUUCAACGAGAAAAUGAUCAUAGAAAAGAUAAAGAUGAUACAAGAUUGUUCAGAUCGUUCAGCGUUCCCUCCAUGAAAGUGAUAGAAAAUAAUUACGAAUCGAAAGAAUUCAAACAAAAAAUCAAAACUGUCAAAGAUAAAGAUAAUAAAUCGUUUAAUAAUAAUAAUAAUAAUAAUAAUAAUAUCCCUGAAAUGUCAUCGAUGAAAAAUCAAUCCAAUAUUCAUUCGUCUAACGAAAAUAUUCUAGAUACUAAUAGAUCAUUAUCAUCGUUUGAUACGAAAGUUGAUAACAAAGCUAUCUCGAACGAAUUGAAUCGUGAAAAAGGUGACAACGAGAGAUCCUUGAAAAUCGAUGAAAAGAUAAAGGAUAACAUUGGCUUACCAACUACGUCAGGAUUAAAAUCAAACGAACGUGAAUCUAUUAAUAAUAUACGAAAGAUUCAUAGCUCGAAAACAUUCAAACGUGAUUCACGUGAUACACGUGAUUCAUGUUUGCCAGUAAAGAAUGUUGAUUCGGUUAAUAAAAUGAAUUCACGGAAAUCUUCUAAUGAAUCCGAAGAAAUACGAUAUAGAAUUAAAACGAGUCAUGAUAAGGGAAAUGGAAACGUUACUUCUGGCGGUGGUAACAACAACAACAACAACAACAACAAGAACGAGAAUAAAUCACAGGAACCAAGUUGGGAAGAAUUGGGAUUGGUUAAUCGUGAAGUUUUGGAUGAUUUGCAUAACAAGGAGGAUUGGCGUGCUCGCGUAAGGGGUCUCGAAAGAGUAGCAUCGGCAUUAAGAACUCCUUCAGCACUAAUCGCGAUAGAACCCAGAUUAGGAUCACUUUUGCAUGCUGUGCUUGGCGGUGAAAGGAGCUGUCGCGUAGCAGCUGCUGGUUUAGCUGUUGCAAAGAUCGUUGUUGCUGGUGUCACGGAAGAUGCACUCAAACGAAGAUUAGCUCAAUUAGCUUGGGGAUUGGCUAGACAAGGUGGACCUAGUGCUGCUCAACUUGCCCGAAUUGCUAUGCUCAGAUUAAAACCUGCAUAUCUUUUAGAACAAUUUUUACAACCGCAAUGUCUCGGGGCUAGAAAUGCUAAGACGAGAGAGAACGCAUUGCAAUUGUUGAUCUUCUCCUUCGUCACUUUUCCCAGUACAGAAUUUAAAGUCGAAACUGUGGCACAUAAAGUUGCUCUUAUGGUUGGUGAUAGACGUCGAAGAGUAAGACAAGCUGCUUUAGAUGCCUUAGCUGUUUUAGCACAAAUUUACGAACCCGAAGAGGUUUUACGAGCAGGGAAAAGAGCAUCAGCCAGUAGGCACGAUGGCGAGGCUAUGUUUUCAGCUAUAAGAUCUCGUCUAGCUAGAAAAUCAUUGCCUUUGGUAUCUGCCGAUGGUUUGGUCGUUUAUGGUUUACAAAUUUCACCAACCGUUCAAAUUGCUACCGGACCUGACGUUGAUUGGAUCGUAGCCGGAAGUGGUUCGGUUUCACCUGGUACAGGACGUAGCAAACGUCAAAUCGCAACGGCUAAACCUGACAGGGGAAAUUUUUUGAGAAAUAAAAAUGCAAAGAAGUAUGGGAGCCCAUGGGCAAACAGACAAAAUUUGUUUGCGCGUGGUAUAGCUUUACGUUCUACAAACGAGAAACCCGUAGUAUGGCAAAUAUUACCUCAAAAUCAGGAGGACACUUUAUCGCGUUUAAAUGAUGUUCAAGGGUUGGAAGAACGAAUUGAUGAUAUUGGUAAUCACAAUGAUGGUCAUUCACGUACAAGUCGAGAUAAUCAGAAUACAAAUACAUUGAAUAGAAAUGGAAUUAGUAUAAAUCUAAAUCAUCGAGUAACAGCACAAAUCAAUCUCAAUGAUAAUGAAAAUAUCAAUUUUCAAGAUGAUCGUUUGGUUCGACCAUUGUCUCAAGAAACAUCGAACAUCAGAAUGGAAUCCAAAAUUCCGAUACUUUAUUCACGAGGAACAUCGAGUACAAAAUUAAACGAUCAAUCAUCUAACCCUUUAUCCGAAAAUAAUUUAGAUCAGUUAAAUGCUAAAUUAAGAAAAAAUACUCUAUACAAUUCGGAGAAUAAAAAUAACGUUUUAAAAUUAAGAAGUAAAAAUAUUGGAUUAGAAACAACGUAUCAAAGACGCAAACGUUUUCAACAAGAUGCCGGAAUAUCUCCUAUGACAUCGUUAGAUAGCCAAGUAACGAAUCAAACAUUCGAUUCCCAUAGAAAUACGUAUCGUCCUUUAUCCUGUACAAUAAAUUCACAUUACACCGUGGAAAGUAAUCAAAAUAUAUCGAAUGAAGUAAACAUUAGAUCGAAAUUCGUAUCUCAAGAUCAUCCUCGAGCAAUAGUCAAGGAAAGAUAUUCGAAGAGUUCUGACGGCUAUUUAAAAUAUUCGAGAAUGAAACCAAUUGAAACAACGUUACCAUCACCAUAUACAAUAUUCGAUACUAAUCAACAAAACAAAUUACCACAUUUCGAAACAUUUGAUACAAUUUUCCAACGACAAAGACAAUUAAUUAACGGAGCAUCGUUUAAAACAUUGAAUACAACUAACACUGCUGCGUAUACACGUAAUUAUCAAGAUCUGGCCAAUACAAAAGGUGAAGAAACAAUAAUUAAUCAUCAAUCGUAUGGACAGUCAAGAAAUGAUUGGAAAAUUAACGAGCCGAUUAAUCAACAAUUUACCGAGACUGAACAAUCAUCAUCUAGCACACGUACAGAUGAUCCUGUGUUUAUAAAUAGUCCUUUCAGAAGACGAAUACGUUCAUUAUCGCCAUCGCAGCUUUUUCAUCAGGACAGAUUCACCGUAGGCGUAUACAAAAAAAUUCAAAGAUCUUCUGUGCAUGAUACAGAUAAAGCACCUGUGAACGAAGAAAUAUACAACGAUGGACAAAACAAGGAUUAUUAUUUAUCAGAAAAUAAUGUUUAUCCUAGACAUGUUUUAAACAACGAAGAAAUAAUUCACAAAGUAAGAGUAAGAAGUCCUGACAGUACAUCAUCGGAUACAUCGGAUGUUCAUUUAAAACCUAAAAGAAAUGAUAGUAUAUUAAGAUCUCUUUUGGAAAAACGUCAAGAUAAUAAUGAUAUCGAUGCAAUUGAUACAUUGAUUUUUCAAAACGAAAUCAAUGAAAAAGCUUUCGACGUUAUUUCAAAUAAAUCACCAGAAAUAAAUCCUAUCGAUUCCUAUGACUUAACAACGAAAGAAUCGGAUACUUCAACCGAAGUUACAAGUACAUCUGCCGAGGAUGAAAUUUUGAAGGAUUGGAGUAGCGACGAAGGGAUCAAAUUAAUAAACAAAGAAACUAUUUUGGAAGAAAGAGAGGAAUCAAUUAAAAACUAUGACGAUUCGAAUUUAAAUAGUGACAAUUCUGACACGAUGAACGAAGAAAUAAAUGAUGUGAACUUGCGUAGAAAAUCGAACGUUACCAAAAUAGAUCAAGAUAUUAUAAUGAACGAAUUAUCAAUGUCAUCUGGUCAAAAUUCAUUGGAAAUUAAUUUUAAAAUCAAUAAAACGUUGCCCGAUAAUUGGUCAUUUUCAUCUCCUAAACAUUCAAACGUUAUAGUCCAAUCCGAAUUGGAUUAUUCUACGCCGAUUGAUGAUUUAGGAUUGUUCGGUUCACCGAGAAGGUAUUCUCUUCGUUCAAGUUCAGAACAGUUCUCCGACGAUAACAUCGAUAUAUUAUUGGAAAAUGUUGAAAAAGAAGAAAUUUUUCAUAUAGAUGAACCUAUGACUAUCACAAGUGAAGAAAUGAUAAUAUCUAAAUUAGAAAAUGUCGAUGAAUCUAUUUCAACGUUAUUAAACAAUACUACGGAUUACGUUGAUAAUUCUAGAGAUAUUGCAUCAAAUGUUGAUUCGGAAGAUAUUUCAAAUGAUAUUUCUAUGACAAAUAUUGCGUUUACUAAGAUACCUACUACUAUUAUUUCGGAAAGUUUUACGAAAUUGGACGGUAUUAGAGAUAAUAUCGAAAAAAAAGAUGAUAAAGAAAAUAACGAAGCACCUGCGAUUAUUAAAAUAGAACAACAACCUAUAGAAAAUGCAGGAGUCUUUAAAAAGCCAUUACCUAAGCACAUACUUCGUACCAAAUCUAGGAAUAUUUUUAAUAAAUCAAACACGAGUUAUCAUCAUUCGGAUAAAGCAACGGAUACACAGAAAAAUAUUCUACACAAGUGUUUUGAACAACUAGAUAAUAAAGACUGGGAGAUAACGAUAAAAGGACUUCAAUCUUUAUCUCAAUUAGCUAAACAACAUCCGGAGUAUCUGGAUACUAAUAUUGGUGGUAUGGUAGCUCGAUUAUUAGGUCGGCACAUUAAAAGUCUUCGUUCUCAGGUAGCACGUGCUGCUUGUACAGCUGCUGGUGAUAUUUUUAGUUGUCAAAUUCGUAGUAUAGAUCAGGAUCUAGAUGAUAUUGUUGGACCACUGCUUCAUAGAACAGCUGAUACGAAUCGUUUUUUACGAUCUAAUAGUAACGCAGCAUUGGAUAAAAUGGUCGAAUCACUUCCCCCGCAUAAAACUAUCGUUGCUAUCGUAUUCCGUGGUGCAAAUCAUCAAAAUGCGAUCGUAAGAGCAACCACUGCGAGAUUACUAUCAUCGAUUGUAGAACGUAUUGGUGCUGAACACGCUAUGAUGUUACCUCGUGAUGUUAGAGAUAAAUUAAUUAAUUCAGGAGCUAAAUUAUUGACGGAUGGAAAUUUAGACGCAAGAAAUCAUGCAAAGAAGAUUUUUAGACAAUUAAUGAAUUACGAGGGUUUCCAAAAAGCUUUGAACGAUGCCGUAUCAGAAAAGACCUUGAGGCACAUCGAUAAAACUUUGAGAUCCCUUUAAUCAUACAUUUUAAUGAACGAUAAACGAUGAUCAAAUAAUAUUUAAAUUUCACAAAAUUUAUGUUUCCUAUACGUAAAAAAUAAGAAAAUGAUUUGACCACUAUAAAUAAUAAUUAAUUAAACGGUCAAUUUGUGUGUGUGUGCGACAUGUGUUAAUUCAAAUUCUUAACUCUUUAAUGAUGAAUUAACGAUGAGUUUAAAUCAUCUAAUUUGUUGAGAAAAUUAACAAUCAACGCAAAUAUUAUUAAAGAUCAUGACGUCUUAUAAUACUUAUUUAGUUCUAAAUAUUAACGUAUAUGCGAAAAGAAAAGGUCUUUCUAAAAAAAAAAGGAAAAAAAAAAAAAUUAAAAGAAAAAGAGACAAAAAAUUAAAAAAAAUUAAAAUUAUUCGACUUGUAUCUAUAAAAAAGGGGUAUAGGGUACAACAAUAAUUAUUUGAAGAGCGAUCAAAUUUGAAUUAUUAUCAUGUAUAUUUAAUUUUACUUGAUCUCUUUCAUACAUCGUUUAUUCUAAAUCAUUUGAUGUAUGAUCGUAAUAUCUAAUCGUUUUUCUA
This is a messenger RNA of Polistes canadensis, 7647 nucleotides long. RefSeq lists its product as uncharacterized. Gene Ontology annotation, molecular function: microtubule binding. Bases 659 to 7096 code for a protein of 2145 amino acids. The record is from RefSeq and is a predicted model, not a curated record. Gene Ontology annotation, biological process: microtubule cytoskeleton organization. Gene Ontology annotation, cellular component: cilium; cytoplasmic microtubule. NCBI's taxonomy places the organism in Eukaryota, Metazoa, Arthropoda, Insecta, Hymenoptera, Vespidae. The transcript is spliced from 24 exons.